Messenger RNA from Racocetra persica, 181 nucleotides. Lineage: Eukaryota; Fungi; Glomeromycota; Glomeromycetes; Diversisporales; Gigasporaceae. The record is from the annotation of a GenBank genome assembly.
UAUUAAAGCUUCGAAGAAGAAAAACUAUACUUCGAGGAAGAACAACCAACCUCUGUGCGGGAGAUACAGAAGAAAGUGGUUGGGCGCCAAAUACCACAACAUAUUUUUUACCUUCCCAACCGAUGAGAUACACCUCUACGUGGUGGUUGGGACGAGUAGAAGAUAUAAUCUCCGAAACCAA